This is a messenger RNA of Lathyrus oleraceus (garden pea), 750 nucleotides long. RefSeq names its product DNA repair endonuclease UVH1-like. The record is from RefSeq and is a predicted model, not a curated record. NCBI's taxonomy places the organism in Eukaryota, Viridiplantae, Streptophyta, Magnoliopsida, Fabales, Fabaceae. Gene Ontology annotation, biological process: nucleotide-excision repair involved in interstrand cross-link repair; plasma membrane phospholipid scrambling; double-strand break repair via homologous recombination. Gene Ontology annotation, molecular function: single-stranded DNA endonuclease activity; phospholipid scramblase activity; damaged DNA binding. Gene Ontology annotation, cellular component: nucleotide-excision repair factor 1 complex. Bases 1 to 750 code for a protein of 249 amino acids. The transcript is spliced from 5 exons.
AUGGCGGUCUCGUCAUUCUCUCUUCAGGGAACACUUCUCAUUCUAUCUCCUUCCUCCGCCACUCUCAAAUCCAAAAUCAAUUUCCAUCUCAAAACCCUAAACCCCCAAUUCUACCAAGUCCCCGUCGAAAUCACCGCCGACCUCCCCGUUAACCACCGCCACUCCCUCUACUCUUCCGGCUCCGUCUGUUUCAUUACCCCUAGAAUCCUCAUCGUUGAUCUUCUCACUAAUAAACUACCUGCCUCAAUUAUCUCCGGACUCAUCAUCCUUAACGCUCAUUCCGUUUCGGAGACUUCCACUGAAGCUUUUAUUGUUAGGAUUUUUCGUUCUCUCAAUCGAAGUGCGUUUGUUCGUGUUUUCUCCGAUAGGCCACAAGCGAUGGUUUCGGGUUUUGCGAAGGCGGAGAGAACUAUGAAACGAAUAAGGUUUAAUUACGUUGAAAUACCCGCAAUUGGAGUAGUUCACAGGCGGUGGCAUCUGUGGAGGAGACUCUAUGAUUUGUACCUUGGGAAUAAGCAAUUUGCGGUGGUUGAGAAUCCUGGCUUGUGGAAUUGGACAUUCACCUUGAAAGAUAUUGAUGGUGAGGUACUUGCUCAAGUAGAUCGAGAUUGGAGGGGCUUUGGCUUUGAGAUUCUAACUGAUGCUGGUCAGUAUGUGAUUCGAUUUGGAGGUUCUGAUCCCAGCUCCAAGAUUGGUCUUGCUAAUGCGGUCAGAAGAGUGAUGUAUGUUUAUAUAGUUUGGAAGCCGUAA